GCUUAUUGUCUGCGCGAGUCGGUUCGGCCUUGUUGUCGGCUUUGGGGAAUCGAUUUAAGACGCGAAAGAGUUCGUGUUUUGUUUCCGUCUGAUUAGGAGGUCGGUAUUAAAGCCUCCUUUGGUCGGCGUUAUCUCCACAUUCUAACAACCAGCCGGGUCUUUGGUGAUAUUCCUUUGUAAAUACUGUUAUUUGUAUAUACUGUAAAUGAUGACUUCAGUGGGCGGAAGCCGGACCCGGGGCAACUGGGAGCAGACGCAGGGUCAGACACAGAGCCAGUCACAGCACAAGCAGAGGCCCCAGGCCACCGCUGAGCAGAUCCGACUCGCGCAGAUGAUCUCGGACCAUAAUGAUGCAGACUUUGAGGAGAAGGUCAAACAGCUGGUUGACAUCACAGGAAAGGAUCAGGAUGAGUCCAUGAUAGCGCUUCAUGACUGCAAUGGAGACGUCAACAGAGCCAUCAAUGUCCUGUUAGAGGGCAGCCCUGACACUGACUCAUGGGAGAUGGUUGGAAAGAAGAAAGUUUCAGGUCAGAAGGAAAGCGCACAGACAGAUGGAGGAGAUGAAGGAAAGGAGAACCGAGAGAGAGGAGGAGAAAGAGAUGUGGCACGUCGCAGAGGAGGGGCCCCACGGAGGGGCCGUGGAGCCAGCCGCGGACGCGAGUUCCGUGGGCAGGAGAAUGGUUUGGAUGGGGCCAAGGCAGGUGGAGUCGCGGGCAGAGGAACUGAGCGAGGCCGUCGGGGAAGAGGCAGAGGAAGAGCAGGUGGAGCUGGAAGACGAGGAGGGAGGUUUUCAGCUCAGGGCAUGGGCCAGAUUGAUAAGGGCCCCAGAUAUGAUUUUUCAGGAGAUGAGAGUACAUUCAACCCAGCGGACUACACUGAGCCAGCCCAAACAGAGGAGAGCUACACAAGCGGCAGCACUUGGAGUAACACAGGCAAUCUGGAACCUGAGGAUGGAAACCGGCUUGAGUUUACAGGUGGAGAGGGAACAAACUAUCCUCUGAAGUUUGACUCCGCCCCUGGUGCUUGGAGAACUGCCACGGAAGAGUGGGGCACGGAGGACUGGAAUGAGGAUUUGUCAGAGACCAAGAUAUUCACUGCCUCCAGUGUGGCAUCCAUGCCCAUUCCACAGGAGAAUGUCACCAUUACUGCUGGACAGAGGAUUGAUCUGGCUGUGUUGCUGGGGAAAACGCCUCCCUCUUCCUCUGAAGCAGAGCCUGCUUCACUUGAAGGCCCACAGCCACCAUCUCUGUCUCAGUCUCUGGUGUUCAGCAACUCAAAGCAGACAUCAUCACUGUCCCAGUCCUCCUCCAGUGCUCCUUACAGCCAGCACAACAUGGUAAGCAUGCUCGGUAAGGGUUUUGGAGAUGUUGGGGAUCCAAAAACAACCACUGGAGGUUCGACGACUGGUUCUCAAUUCCUGGAGCAGUUUAAGACAGCCCAGGCUUUGGCCCAGCUGGCGGCCCAGCACUCACAAAGUGGACCACCCAACGCUGGUCCUUCUACCUGGGAUACCAGCCCAUCUACACUGGGGCAAUAUGAUAUGAAACCUCAAACAGAGCCUGUGCACAGUCCCUUCACCAAACGGCAGCCCUAUCAGCCAGCCUCCACUUCCUCCUCCAUGAUGGAUGCCUUCUUGCAGGACAAAACCACAGCCCCUUCUAGCACCUCGGCUCUACCCUCUCAGUCCACCCAGGUAUCUUCACUUGCCCAGGCCAUCAUCACCCCGGUCUCCAAACCCCCAGGACCUGCUCCAGGCCAGCAGAACUCUUCCAGCCCCGCUGACCUGCAGGCAUCCAGCCCACUCCCCCUGCAGCAGCACAAACUCAAACAGCAGAAGAAGAGGGCUUCCAUCACAACCAAGAUCCCAGCUCUGGCAGUGGAGAUGCCGGGUUCAGCGGAUAUAUCCGGACUCAACCUGCAGUUUGGAGCAUUACAGUUUGGCUCUGAACCGGUGCUUCCUGAGUAUGAUGCCUCUGCAGCUGUUGCCACGACAACACCAGGCAACCAAGGCCAGAACAGCCUAUACACAAGUGCUAGCAAUGAGCAAGCAACAGCCCUGUCUAACCCCAGUCAGAUGGAGCUAUACGAGUCAAGAGCCAAUCAGACACGGCGGUACCCCCCCUCUGUGUCGUCCUCCCCACAGAAAGACAUGCAGACAAAGAAUGGGUUCAGCUCGAUACAGACGUCACAAUCUCUGGAAGCUGCAGCAGGCUCUGCAGUGCCCGUGAAACCAGUGUCUGAAUCAGUCGUCCCGCCAUCAGUUUCCAACAUGGUGUCAUUGGCCGAUCCCUCAUCAGGCCCUCCUUCCUUGUUGACUACGUCCAAUCAGACUCCUCUCAGUGCUCUUGGCCACGAAGACGUCUCACCCAGCUCAUUGGCCUCUCAGCACAAUAACUCCCUUUCUACACAGCAAAACAGUUUGGCACCUUCUUCAGUUCGCACUUCAAACACGAGUCUGCUGCACCCAGCGGACAGUGAUUCCAGCUUGCACUCCUCAUCCUUCUCUGUCUCUGCCGUGGCUCCAUCUUCAGUUCCUCCUCCAUCGUCAAUUACUUCAGUGGCCCCCGUUUCUCACAGUGGCCCAGUUGUACCCUCUUCAUCUGUCAGUUUGGUCUCCACACAGUCAUCCAUGGGGCCAGUCGGUUUGACCAUGGGGUUGAACAAUGCUGCGGGUGUGGUUUCAAUGGUACCUCCUUCAGCUGCUGCAUCUUCAUCAUCCUCUGCUGCCUCUGCGGCACCUUCAUCUGCCUCGUUGUCUCGCAGCACGGCUGCCUCAGGGAAAGCACCUCCAAACCUGCCACCUGGAGUGCCGCCACUGCUGCCCAACCCUUACAUUAUGGCUCCUGGCCUGCUUCACCCAUACCCACCGCAAGUUUAUGGCUACGAUGAUUUACAGAUGCUGCAGACCAGAAUACCACUGGACUAUUACAGCAUCCCGUUUGCCACUCCAACCACAGCACUGACUGGCAGGGAAGGCGGUUUGACAAGUAACCCUUAUUCUGCUGGGGACCUGUCGAAGUUUGGACGUGGUGAUGCAUCGUCUCCUGCCCCUGCCACAACACUGGCCCAGCCUCAGCAAACCCAGACACAAACGCACCACACCACCCAGCAGCCCUUCCUCAACCCAGCCCUUCCGCCUGGAUACAGUUACACCAGCCUGCCCUAUUACACUGGUGUGCCCGGUCUGCCCAACACCUUCCAGUAUGGCCCUGCCAUGUUUCCGGUGGCUCCUACCUCCUCCAAACAGCACGGUGUGAAUGUUGGUGUCAAUGCGUCAGCUACGGCCUUCCAGCAAGCUAGUGGUUAUGGAUCACACGGAUAUAGCACUGGCUAUGAGGAUUUGGGCCAGGCUUCGGCAGGGAGUGGGGAUUUCUGUAAGGGUGGUUACAGCACCGCCGUUGCUGCAGCCGCUGCUGCUGCCGCUGCCGCCGCUGCUGCUUCUGCGCAAAACAAGCCCGCCAGCUCCGUCACCGGGCCCGGAGUGGGAGUCUCUGUGACAUCGAGCAACACGGGAGUCCCUGAUAUUUCAGGGUCUGUUUACACAAAGACGCAGUCUUUUGAGAAGCAGGGUUUCCACACAGGAACCCCCAGCGCUUCCUUCAGUUUGCCCUCGGCUCUCGGCAGCGCAGGCCCCAUCAACCCACCUGCUGCAGCAGGUUACGCUCCUGCUCCAUACAUGCACAUCCUGACGCCGCAUCAGCAGCCACACUCACAGAUGCUCCACCACCAUCUGCAGCAGGACGGACAGAGUGGCUCUGGACAGCGCAGUCAGAACGCCUCCAUUCAACAAAAGUCCCAGAUCAACAAGUCUGGAUACAACAGCUACAACUGGGGAGGCAAUUAACACCCCGUCCCGUUCGGCUCUGUCUGCAGUUCCAAAGGCUGGAUCAAUGGAAGUUUUCUUUUCUCCCCCAGAUGAUCUCCUAUAUUUUUUUUCCUCCCUCAGUCCUCUACGGCGUCCCUCUCCUCUCUCUCUCUCUGUCUGCUCGGUCACCCUGCAGCUCCAGCCUCAGUCCACAGGCGGUGCUGUUCUGAGAGAGAUGCAGCACUGUAAGCGCCGCCACACCAGGAUGAGACGAGGGGGAGACAUCUGAACGCCAAUAUAUGGAUAGUUACUUAGGCCUUCACGAUGGGAGUAUUGAGUAUUCGAAGUUUGUAUUGUUCAAAGUGCAUAAAAAGCCCUUAAAUCCCCCCUCUCCUUUAAUUUUCAUUCUGUAACAUAGAAGUUUUCUAAAAGGACAGAUGUUUGGGUGUUUUUGUUUUCCUUCCCUCCUCCUUUUCCUUUCGCUGACAGAUAAAAUGAAAAAGAGUGGUUUGAUUGAGGAAGAGAGGGCAGGAUUUGAGUUUGUUUUCCCUCAGAGUUCAUGAUUUUUCUUCUUUCUCUCUCUUUGCGUCAUCUGCAGUCCUCUGUUCCCAUGCUAUACAAUUUUACCAAAUUUUAUUUUGGGCAAAAAGGAAGAUCUCACUCUAAAUCGACUAGUUGCAGUUGUGAAGUUUAUUUUUUACCAAAUAUAAAUAGCUAUAUGGAGAUAACAAAAAACAAACAAACAAACAAAGUGUAUAGGUGAGUUGACAGGCUUCGGAUCUGUAUUGCGUGUGUGUGCAUGUGCGUUUGGGUUUAUUUUCGACGCGAGCGAAUGGAUGGGUUGCAUCGUCAGGGUGGCCAGUGUAUGAAUGUUGUGCUUCUAGACUAGGCUUCAAUGUGUCAUUUUAAAUCCUUUAUUGGAGCCUUACUGUACUCUCUGGAUGUGAGAAGUGCACUGGUCACCUUAUACUUCAGAUUGUUAUUAUUAUUUUCCUUCCGCAGACUGAUUUAUUAACCGCACUUCCUGUUGCAGGGAGAAUGGAUUGCGUUCAGGCAUGACUUUUGACCUCGUUGUUUUGCCAUAAGCGUGACGUUUCUCUCAUUUGCUUUGGGAUUAAGAGGUCACCCUGUGUGUUUUUGUUUGGGCCACCCUGUGUUUAUCUGUCCUUCUGUCUGACCUGCAGUCUUUCUCCUCCCGUAUGUCCCCCCCCCCCAAAUAUAUUCUUUUAGUAAUCUGAUUAUUAGGAAAGUGCUGAUGGACAGAAUUGUACUAUGGGUAUUUUUUUUUUCUUUUUGUUUUCUUUUCUUUGUCAGUGACUUUCUUUUUGUACUGUGCGUUUUAAAAAAGAUUUAAAUGGAUAAACUUGUCUUGUACAUAUAUAUAUAAAAACACAAGUACUGUAGUCUGUUUGUUUGAUGGCUUCUUUUCUUCCCCUCUCGAAUCCUUACACAGACUUGUUAGCAUUUGGUUUUGUUUCAUAAUGUUUUUUUAUUUUGUAAAAAAUAUAUAUAUAAAUAUUAAGUAAAUAAACAAGAAAAAGACAUUUUCAUCAAUUUUUUUGGAUGUGAAUGUCUUUUUUAAGAAAACUGA
Molecule: messenger RNA, 5396 nt
Organism: Danio aesculapii
Lineage: Eukaryota; Metazoa; Chordata; Actinopteri; Cypriniformes; Danionidae
Gene: ubap2l
Product: ubiquitin associated protein 2-like
Exons: 30
Coding region: 206-3844 (1212 amino acids)
Cellular component (GO): cytoplasm; nucleus
Molecular function (GO): protein binding
Source: RefSeq, a predicted model, not a curated record